AUGGCACCAUCCUCUGGCGCCCCAGCCUGCGGUCCAACCUCUGGAGCUCGCCUGCUCCUUGCGCUCGAACCUCAAGAGGGGUGCUGGACCGAGGAUUUCAAGGCGUACCUGCUCCGAGGCACCUUGUCGGAGAAGGAGGAAGACGCAGAACGCGUGGCCCGCCUGGCCACCACUUACUGCAUCCAGAACGGCGAGCUUUAUCAAAGGCGCCCAAACGACGUCUCUCUACAGUGCAUCUCCAAGGAGCAGGGGCGCGAGCUGCUGGCCGACAUCCAUAGAGGGGAUUGUGGGCAUCACUCUUUGUCAUGCACCCUCAUGGGCAAGGCGUUCCGCAGCGGGUUAUACUGGCCCACGACGCUCAACGAUGCCACUGAGCUAGUGAGAUCCUGCGAGGCAUGUGAAUUCCAUGCCAAACAGAUCCACCAGCCCACUCAGGGCCUCUAG
Molecule: messenger RNA, 444 nt
Organism: Aegilops tauschii subsp. strangulata
Lineage: Eukaryota; Viridiplantae; Streptophyta; Magnoliopsida; Poales; Poaceae
Source: RefSeq, a predicted model, not a curated record